AUGUCGUCUUUCAAACGUAAAACUCCAUCAGGUCGGGCUACUCUGCCCCAAGGCACUCGCCUUUCCCCGUUUUCCACGUCUACCGUAAUAACUUCAACCGGAAUACCUUCACUAGAUGAUAUUCUUGGUGGCGGACUACCCUUGUCUUGCUCUCUCGCUGUGCUUGCUCCCGAUCAUCACUCGGCAUAUGGAGAACUAGUGCAAAAAUACUUCGUAGCGCAAGGUCUUGCGUCUGGUCAGAAAGUCUGUAUUAUCCAUGAUGAACCCCUGAGAUUUGCGAGGGAGUGCAUCUGGAUGCCAGGGAGUACGCCGUCGACACCUGCACAAUCUAGUACAGCUGAGGACGCGGACGAUGAGCGGGCGAGUCAGCAUGAUGACAAAAUCAAGAUUGCCUGGCGUUAUGAGCAGAUGAAGAAGUUCCAGACCACAGUCUCAUCCAAUUCUCUCAAUGACGAUCUUUGCAUGACAUUUGAUUUGACUUGCAGGAUCCCCAAUGCGGUCCUUGAUGCUGUACGGCAGUCUGCCCAGCUGAAUUUGAUUGAUAUCGAGGAGCUACUAUCGAAUAGCACAAACUCACAGGCUGUUCGUAUAUGUAUCCCUGCUUUGGGAUCGCCUCACUGGGGCGACAUACAACCAUCAACAGUGUUGACCUUGCUACACGGACUUCGAAGGAUUCUCCAUCGGUAUCCAAACGCUUGCGCCUCGCUGACUCUUGCACCUCAUAUAUGUACGGAUACUUGGGGAGGACCGGGGUGGAUUCAAAAGGUUGGCUGGCUAACCGAUGCAGCGAUCUCCAUGUCGGCAUUUGGCGCCAAUCCCUCGCUGGCUUCUCUUUUCCCUUCCCAUCACGGCAUUCUUCAAAUUCUUACGCUCCCAGCGCCUCAUACCAUUCUCCCAGCCAGUGACAAAUAUUCCACUCUCCGCGGGCUGUCAUCGGCUGCAGGGACAAUGGGCGGAAGCGGAGAAAAUAACCUUGCUUUCAAGUGCAUGCGCAAACGUCUUAUCUUUGAGACGCUACAUCUUGACUUGGAAGGUGGUGUGACUGAGCGUCGAACGACACCUUCGUCCAACGCUAUCGCUUUGGAUACCGGCAUGAUGCAUGAAACAACAUCUGCUGCUAUCCUCGCUACGGAAGGCAGAAAGGGCUCCCUUGCAACUGUGGAAGUUGAAUUGGAAUAUGCUAAGGAGUUGAUGAUUGAUGCAUCUGCGCGGGCUGUGGCCGAUGCUGCGGCCGACCGGUCCCCUGGCGCUGCGAAGUCGAAGAAGUCAAAGAAAAAAGUAGCUUUUCAUUCAGAGCGUCCUGAUUUGUAUGAUUUCUGA
Suillus paluster is the source of this 1320-nucleotide messenger RNA. Its product is annotated as PAXNEB-domain-containing protein. Lineage: Eukaryota; Fungi; Basidiomycota; Agaricomycetes; Boletales; Suillaceae. The record is from RefSeq and is a predicted model, not a curated record. The coding region runs from base 1 to 1320 and encodes 439 amino acids. Gene Ontology annotation, biological process: tRNA wobble uridine modification. Gene Ontology annotation, cellular component: transcription elongation factor complex; cytoplasm; elongator holoenzyme complex. The transcript has 5 exons.